AUGGGGUUUGGCUUUGGCUCGCUUCGCAAGCGGGUGGAGGGGAGCUUGGCUCAAAAACCACACACUACGGGUCCGCCUUCCGUUGCAUCUGUGAAUUCUCAGCCUUCUGAGGAUCAUACUCGAGCGACCGUACCAGCGCCUAUACAAUCCGAUACCUCUGCAACGCUUUUGUCUGCACAGCAUUCCAAUGAGUCUUCUCAAACCACUACCAUAGGGCCCGAGGGAAGUGUCGCAAGUCCUCAUCUCCAAGAUCAGUCAAAUAUUUCGGGAUCUACAUCUAUAUCUACGUCUGUGCCUGUCUCCCAGCAACCCUUAACAGAUGCCCCGCAGCAGUCGGGGUGUUCCGAGGAUUCUCCCAAAGUCCUAGAAAAUGGGUCUGAUUUAUGGCAUCGGGCGUAUAUGAUGCUACAAGAGCAGCAAACAGACCUGGUGAAAGCUUACGAGGAGCACCUGGUCUCUCUACAACAAGACAAUCAAGAUACAAAUGGUACCUCUGGUGAGCGCUCCGUGGAGCACCUUGUAAAGCAGCUGCUGGAAAAUCGAGAAAAGAAGCAAUGGCGAGUGCCACUGCUCAAGAAGGAAGUGAAAAUUCGUGAACAAGUCGAGAAAGUUGCAAGGUUCGCAAUCUGGUUUGACCCAGUUGUCCAAAAGGCAGUCAGCUCUCAGCCAUACGCAGCACUCGCCUGGUCAGGUGCUUCUUUGCUUCUCCCGCUUCUGACAAGUGGCUCCACGGAGACGGAAGCCAUGUUGAAGGGUUUCAACUCGCUCAACAAUGUUCAAUUGUACUGGCAGAUCAGCGAAGACAAUUAUCUCAAGAAGAAAGAUCUCGAACAUGAUAAACUUGAACAGAAAGACGUCAACUACGAACGACUUCUUGAAGGCUUGGUAAAGCUCUACAUGCUCAUCCUUGAAUAUCAGGCGCUGGUCAUAUGUCAUCUCUCAAAGAGGCAGUGGUCGCGCGCUUUGAAUGACAUGUUCAAGUCGACUGAUUGGGCUGCAAAAAUAAAAGAUAUUUCCGAGAUGAGUGAUACCUACAGCAAACUGGUUGAUCUUCAUGAAGCAGAGAGGAUCAGUCAAAUACGGGAUUCCGAAUUGGAAGAGCUGAACCAUUCCCGGCGUAUCCUCGAAGACCUCCGCGAUCUGUUCGAGUCAGCCAGCAAGCAAACACAGGUAAACAAACAAGACAGAGAAGAACGAGCUCUUCUUCAAGAUUUGGCCGGGCCCUGGGGUGACCAUAAAGACUUCAAUCCAAAGAAAGUCGACGGCACGUGCGAGUGGUUCUUCAAAGACGAAAGGUUUCGCUCAUGGCGCGACGCUGGCACCUCCACUAUCCUCUGGGUAUCUGCCAGUCCUGGUUGUGGCAAGUCAGUCUUGUCGCGGGCUCUUCUUGAUGAACAACACCUUUAUAGGAAUGUAACAAGUACUGUUUGUUACUUCUUCUUCAAGGAUGGAACCGAGAGCCGCAUGAAUGCCACUGAUGCUCUAUCUGCCGUUCUUCACCAACUGUUCGAGAAUGACACCGAGGAUGAAUUGAUCAAGCUUGCGCUUCAAAGUCACAGGACAAAUGGUCACAACUUGACCAAAAACCUCUCUGAGCUAUGGAAGAUACUCAUGGAAUGCGUGAAGUCGCCAUUCGCUGGAGAAAUUGUGAUUCUUCUCGAUGCCUUGGAUGAAUGUAGGAGCGAAAGUUGGAAGCCACUGCUGGACAAACUCGUUGACUUCUACUCUGAGCUCCCGUCUGAUCAACCCUCGAAGCUCAAGUUCCUCAUCACCAGUCGCCCAUAUGAUGACAUAGAUUCAAAGUUCAAGGAAUUCCCGAAGAAUUCGUCAUAUCUUGGUUAUGAUGCAGAUGACAAGUCUGACGAAAUUGGCACGGACAUCGACAAAGUCAUUGAUGCAAAGAUGAUGAGCAACGACAAUUUUGUGGAAAGCGAACGUCUUCUGAUUGCUGAAAAAUUGAAGAGCAUGAAGCAACGUACGUACCUCUGGCUACGUCUUACUUUCGACCUUAUUCAAGACAGAUCAAGUUCAGUUGAACAAUGGGCUGAUGUAGAAGCCACUCUUUCCGACAUACCUCAAGAGAUUUCAGGGGCGUACGAAAAGAUCCUCAAUCGGAGCAAGAAUAGAAGACACGCAGAGGCUCUCCUUCUGAUCAUGUUAGCUGCGCAACGUCCUCUGACCCUCACGGAAGCCAACCAAGCCCUCACGCUCGCUGUGAAGUUAAAAGAAUGCGAUUCAUAUACCACACUGGUGUCACGCAGUUGGCAUGAAGCCACAUUCCAGCAAAAGGUGAAAAACCUAUGUGGUCUUUUCAUCAGUGUCUAUGACUCAAAACUGUUCUUCAUUCAUCAGACAGCGAGAGAGUUCCUCAUACAGCGUACGCAACAAGGGAACUGGGGAGGACGAUUGGAGAUGUUGAAUGCACACUUCGAGAUGACUCAUAUCUGUCUACGAUAUCUCUCCUGUCUAGGCGAGGACGAGUUGAAGUUGAUUAAGUGCAGUAAGAAGAUGGCUAGGAGAGCCAAUUCUUCUUUUUUUGUAUAUAACAUCCGUCGUCAUGUGGAAGGAGACUUGGGCAAAAAGCUGCCUCUGGUUUUAUAUUCCGCACGGCAUUGGUUUGAACAUGCAAGACAUUCUGAAAAUGAAAAGGACAUACAGGACAGCAUACUCAACUUUCUCCUCCCUCAAGGACUGCCUUACCUCAUUUGGGGCAAGCUUUUCAAUCCAAGAUGUAUAUGGGGCGAAAUACCAAUCUUGAAUCAAAAGACAAGUCCAUUGUGCAGUGCAUCCUUCGCUGGCCUGUCUCAUAUUGUCAGGCUCUUGUUGCAACAGAACUUCCAUUUGAAUGCAGAAGGUUUAUUUGCCGAUGCUCUUCAGAGUGCUUGUGAAAAUGGACAUGUUAAUGUUGUUCACGUGCUGAUUGAGAAUGGUGCCGAUGUCAAGUGCUCGGGUGAAUAUGCCCUCCAAGCUGCAUCUAUAUAUGGUCACAUUGAUCUUGUGCGACUUCUAAUAGACAAUGGGGCCGAUAUCAAGCGCUCGGCUGAAUUUUCUCUCUAUUCUACAUCUAAAUCUGGUCAUAUUGACAUUGUGCGGCUGCUGAUAGACAAUGGGGCCGAUGUUAAGCGCUGGGCUGAAUCUGCUCUCUAUGCUGCAUCUGGAUCUGGUCAUAUUGAUCUUGUGCAGCUACUAAUAGACAAUGGGGCCGAUGUCAAGCGCUCGGCUGAAUUUUCUCUCUAUUCUACAUCUAAAUCUGGUCAUAUUGACAUUGUGCGGCUGCUGAUAGACAAUGGGGCCGAUGUUAAGCGCUGGGCUGAAUCUGCUCUCUAUGCUGCAUCUGGAUCUGGUCAUAUUGAUCUUGUGCAGCUACUAAUAGACAAUGGGGCCGAUGUCAAGCGCUCGGCUGAAUUUUCUCUCUAUUCUACAUCUAAAUCUGGUCAUAUUGACAUUGUGCGGCUGCUGAUAGACAAUGGGGCCGAUGUUAAGCGCUGGGCUGAAUCUGCUCUCUAUGCUGCAUCUGGAUCUGGUCAUAUUGAUCUUGUGCAGCUACUAAUAGACAAUGGGGCCGAUGUCAAGCGCUGGGGUGGAUCUGCUCUCUUUGCUGCAUCUAGAUAUGGUCAUAUUGAUAUUGUGCAGCUGCUGAUAGACAAUGGGGCUGAUGUUCAAGCGCAAAACUCCUAUGGCGGAUCCGCAAUUGAAGCAGCUGCUCGAUCUUGUCACAUCAAUACCAUGAAAUUCCUUCUAGAGAAUGGGGCUGAUGUCAAUGCACGAGAACCAGCUGGUCUUGUUCCCCUUGCAUCUGCUGGAAGCAAAGAGGCAUUACAGUUCCUACUAGACCACGGUGCACAUGUCAAUUCGACCAAUGGCAGAAUUACGGAUACCAAUGCUCUUUUGCUUGCCUCCCAACGGGGUCAAAAGAACAUUGUGAAGCUACUAUUGGACAAUGGUGCUGAUGUCAAUUCACGGGAUGGCUACCAAAAUGCUGUCUUUACUGCAGUCACUCGCGAUGAUAUCAAAAGCUUGCAGCUAUUGUUUAACAAUGGUGCCAAUUUCGAUCUUCCCAACUAUCUCCCUGAUAGAGAAUUACAUUUUGGUGGUCAACAUGUCUAUAAGAAUGCCCUUGAAGCUGCUUCUUAUCUUGGUCAUGAAGAAAUUGUGCAGUUACUCUUGGAGAGGGGUGCAACUUGGCCAGAGAAUUAUUCCGAUACCAGUGCAAGGGAUAGCUUUGAAGAUGAUACAAGUGUAGAUAGCGAACACUCAUAG
Molecule: messenger RNA, 4260 nt
Organism: Penicillium nucicola
Lineage: Eukaryota; Fungi; Ascomycota; Eurotiomycetes; Eurotiales; Aspergillaceae
Exons: 3
Coding region: 1-4260 (1419 amino acids)
Cellular component (GO): cytoplasm
Molecular function (GO): protein binding
Source: RefSeq, a predicted model, not a curated record